AAUAAAAAUCUUCUUUUAUUGUUUUUUACAUAUUUUGUUAAGUUAAGAACUUUUAUUUUUCUUCUUAAUAUUAUGUGUUAUGAUUAAUAAUAUUUUUUUUAUUAUCUUCGAUAAAUUUCAAAGAGGAAGUUAUUUUAUAUCCCAAAUCUAUGAGAUUUUUUUAAAUUUCGUCAUUUUCUUUUCUUUAAGUAGAUAAAAAUUAAAAAAUAGAAAUACUUCUUUUGUCAAAACUUAAUUAAUAGUUUAAAUUUUUUAUGUUUUUUUAUUAAUUAUUAAUAGUUGAUUUUACAUUAUCUUAUUGUUAUUUGAAUAAAUAUUUUGUAUUUAAAUUAAAAGUGUUUUCUAAAUUAUUUUUAAAAAUAGAUUUUAUUUUUCGGCUUCUUUAAGAUGAAUAUUAUUUGUCAUUUAUUAAUUUCGUUUGUACAUUUACUUUGUCUUUUAACAAAAUGAGAUUCUUUAGUAAAUUUUACGAGUAAAAAUUAAUCUUUUUUCCCGUUUUUUUAUUAUUUUCAUCAUAUUAUUAUUGACUUUAAUAAUAAUUUUAUUCUUUUAUUUUUUCUAGCUUUUUGAAUUUAUUUUCAUCUUUUAUUAUCAUUGGAUUACAUAUUAAUUUAUCUAAAAGCUUAACAAAGUAUUUUUGUUUUUAUAAAUCUUCUUAUUAUUUUUAAUGAUUUAUAUAUUCUUUGUAGUUUAAAUUUAAUUUUAUAAUAUCAAUAUUAUUUAUGCUUUUUAAACUUCUUAAAUAACCUUUGGUUAUUAAAUUAAAUUAUUCUUCAGAUAAGUUUGAAUAUUUAUUUAUUAUAUAGUUGUAAAAAUAUUAUCCU
Molecule: messenger RNA, 824 nt
Organism: Ichthyophthirius multifiliis
Lineage: Eukaryota; Ciliophora; Oligohymenophorea; Hymenostomatida
Exons: 1
Source: RefSeq, a predicted model, not a curated record